CCGCCCGCCCGGACCGCCCGGACCGCCGCGGGGCGACGGGCCCGAGACGGCGCCCCGCGCCCCGGAUUCGCCUCGGCUCGGCCGCGCGUAUAUUUCCCUUCCUGCAUGAUCUCCAACACUGAUAGAGUGGAAGAAACUGAGGUACCAUGAAAAAGAAAAGUAACUGGGACUGAGAAAAAGAAAGAGGGUCCUUAAAGGAUGUGUAAGAAACUAGAGUUGAAAAUUUCUCGCGAUAUCUUGGUACAUCCAGCGUAAUAGGCCUCAGUGAGCCGCAGCGCCGAAAUAGAAGCUCGCGAGACUUCUGCAGUUGCCGGAGACGAAGAGGAGGAGGAGAAGGAGGAGGAGGAGAGGUGAUCUCGCGAAAGAAAACAGGUCGGGAGCGCUCGCGAGAUCUCAGACCACCGGACACCAAAGGUUCUUAGGAAGUUGAAGGGCCUGGAGGAGGCCCGGGAACAAAUGGCCGCAGCUGGACCAACCAUGCUGCUGCGAGAGGAGAAUGGCUGUUGCAGCCGGCGUCAAAGCAGCUCCAGCGUAGGGGACUCAGAUGGGGAGCGCGAGGACUCACCGGCUACGCGCGCUAGGCAGCAGCUGGAGGCGCUGCUCAACAAGACUAUGCGCAUUCGCAUGACAGAUGGACGGACACUGGUCGGUUGCUUCCUCUGCACCGACCGCGACUGCAAUGUUAUCCUGGGCUCGGCGCAGGAGUUCCUCAAGCCGUCGGAUUCUUUCUCUGCCGGGGAACCCCGUGUGCUGGGCCUGGCCAUGGUACCUGGACACCACAUCGUUUCUAUUGAGGUGCAGAGAGAGAGCCUGGCGGGGCCUCCCUAUCUCUGAACACGAUCGCGCAUGCCUUUCGGACUUCAUUAAAUCUAUAACC
This is a messenger RNA of Mesoplodon densirostris (Blainville's beaked whale), 877 nucleotides long. RefSeq names its product N-alpha-acetyltransferase 38, NatC auxiliary subunit (gene NAA38). Gene Ontology annotation, cellular component: NatC complex. Lineage: Eukaryota; Metazoa; Chordata; Mammalia; Artiodactyla; Ziphiidae. Gene Ontology annotation, molecular function: RNA binding. The transcript is spliced from 5 exons. The coding region runs from base 457 to 834 and encodes 125 amino acids. The record is from RefSeq and is a predicted model, not a curated record.